UGAAAUCACGCGAUGUUGUUCUCGUUUUUCACAUGAGAUCUGAAUUUGUUUAUGAUCAGUUCACAAUAUCAACACACAGUUCCUAACCGAACUUUUACCGCUCGUAUAUGGGUCUAUGUGCUUCUGGUGAACCAAAAAACUACGAAACGAUAAAUCCCUACGAUGGAGACACCUUUCUUUGCUUUCGGCAUGGCAAAGGAACGUAUCACUACAGCGAUGGUGACACGUACGUGGGACAAUGGAGAUGGAAUAACUUACACGGACAUGGCCUUUACAAACAUAAAACUGGAGAAGUGUGAGUAAGGUUACAUAUGCUGUUUUUUUAGUAAUGAAUCUAGACUUUGAUUAAACAUUUGAUGGGCGGUAAUGUUGGGGCUGAUGUUUCAUUCUUUCAUUUCAUGGCGCCUAGACGAUUUUUAAUCUCAAUUAACGUUAGUUUUGUAUGUGUAAGAUUUAAUGGCACAGCAAAGAAGAGUGAAACGGAGCAUUUCAAUUUCGAGCUAUCUUUCUGUUGUAUUAAUAGAAUUCCAUUUCAUUAUCAAACGGGUAGACUGCCCGUUGUCUUCAUGCAGAACCUCUUGUUAACUGUAGCGUGCCCGUGAUGAAUCCAUUUCGCUUAGUUAAUGAUUUUGCUACCCCAGUCUACGCAUUCUAGUUUCGCUAACAAGAAGCGUGUACGAAAGUGACCGAGCUAGCACAAAAUGACUUCAUGCAUAUGGCUAUUGCUGGAUAUUCCUUUAUUUGCUUGGCAAUAAAACCUCAGUUACCGCCGGUUUUAGUGGGUAGACCGAUGCACUUUCGUUUUUCCCCCUUUUGCCUGGUAACCAGGCCUUCCUUUCUUAAAAAUUGUGUUCGUCUUAUCAACAAAAUCUUUUCUAUUUAAUUCAAAUUUUUGCCCAGAGAGAACGAGAAUAUGUGGAUGUGAAACCUCUCAAAAACAGUUCGUCAAAACAAAUUUUAAUCUAUAAACAAAUUGGAGUUUGCUUUUCUUUUACUUGUUGUGAAAAGCAAAAUCAGCGAACGUGACUUCCCACACAUUGACCAAGCUUUAAAUCCCAAAACUUGUAGACCUUUUCUUCUGAACCAUUCGCUCGCGAACGCAAAUUAUUUACCUUAAACUCCUCCGUAUUUAAGGAUAUAACACUUGUAUUCUGCUGUAAAGACUUGACUCUUAUGGUUCUAAAACGCCACCCCAGUCAGGCUCAGUCGAAAAUUCCUAACCCGCCGGGCACGGAUGACGGUCAAAUGCCUGUGGGUUCCCUGGGGAGAGAUGUUGAAGCUUCGAAUUGAUCGGCGCAUGAGUUGAAGACCUGGUGAUCUUUUGCCGUAAUUUCCUCCGAGAAAAAAUAAUAGGUUUACAAUUUCAAAACUAUUGAAACCCAAAGGUAAGAAGAUCACAUACGCCAUCUUGUAACUCUUUCUUUUCUAUUGCUUUUUCUCGGUGUAAAUUUUCUAUUUAACAGCAAAAAGAAGCGGUAAAAAUUUUUUAGAACGACGUGACAACCGUUCUACGGUCAUUAUCAAGUUUCAAAUGUUGAAAUAAUAGGAACAUAAACUUAUAAGCGCAAUUCUUUGUAGCCUUUUUGCUUUGUGCUUUUAAUCCAUUAAAGAACUGUUUAGUAGUCUGUGAUAGUUUAUUUUUUAAAAAAACAAUGACCAACCCAGUGUACAUCGUGAAGAACUCGUGAUUGCAUCGUGAUUAUUUAAAACCCCUAUUUAGAAGGUGGAUGCUAUAUAACUGACGCGUAGGUCACGCAAUCAUCGCAAGUAGAAGAUUUGCUACAUUGACAAGUAUUUGCUUGAUCGAAAGCACAUUUGAACCAACAGACAAAAUCGACGGUUUCAAAAUGGGGCUAUGUAUUUCAGUGAAACGAAAAGAUUAUGAAGACAUUGUACGCUACGAUGGUGGGACUUUGCUUUGUUUCAAACACGGAGAAGGAACAAAUCUUUACGAAAAUGGCGAUAUAUACAAAGGGCAAUGGAAAUUGAAUCAAAUGCACGGUCAUGGAGUUUAUACACACGCUAACGGAGAAGUGUGAGUAGAGUGGCUAAAAUUGAUUAUCUCCAAAACCAGUGAUAGUUUAUUAAUAUAACCGAACAUGUUUACUCAAACAAGGUAGCAAUCAAGAUGCCACAAGUCACGUAAACAAUGCCAUGCAAUUAUCUGUUACAAAAGCCUCACACGCUUCUUCACAGCUCCCAAUCCGAUUUGAAUUUUCUAAGGCCAAAGUUUUCAAUAUAGAUAUUGAGACGCUUCGAAAUCACCUACACUUAGCCUUCUUUAAAACGCGUCGAAACUGAAACACUCUAAAUUGCGUAAUCUUCCUGUUUUUUCUCAGGCAUUUUCUUCUCUUAUGAGGGAAGGUGCCUCCUACCUUAAACGCUCUCACCUGGACGCGUUGCUACCCAGGGUAUGGUUUUGCACCCUUCUGUCGUGGAACAAGUUUUCAGUUCACAUAGCAUAAAAUAGGGUCAAUGCUCCGAGUCACCUCCGAAAACGUAAAAAUAUUGGACACCACUGAGGAAACUGCGUAAAAGAUGGUUCAAAUAUUGUUUUUUUUUAAUUUAUUUAUUUUAUUUCUUCAUUUAAAAAGACAAUCGCAAGCGUGAUCUGUGAUGACACUUCAGAUCUGUGAUCUGUGAUGACACCUCAUCAAGACAAUAAUAAUAAUAAUCUUUAAUUGUCACUUCCACUCUGCCCAACAGUGCAUCAAAACUUUGGAUAGAAUUUUUACAAUGAUCAUUCAUGUACGUCGAUUUAUUAACACUUCUCCGACACAUCGGUUGAUGAUCUUCCAAGAAAGUAAUUUCUAUCAAUUACCAAAAAAGUGGCCAACAGAUCUUUUUUCAUGAAAAUGUUACCACAAAAGCGGCGUAAUGUAUAAAAAGUACCCUUGAUGUUAGCGCGUAAAGAACUGAUAAUUCAGAUGUUUUUGUACUGUCCUCUCUGAUCAAGGUCACCAUAUAAAUUCUUACGUUUACCUCUUCGUAUUUUUUCGAUACCAAAGGAAACAAGGAUAUUUUUAUCAAAAUCAGUACAUCGGAAAUGAUCCUGGAAAUCUAUUUGCUGCCACAACAUGUUGCACUGGGUCAUGUUUUGGAGGUGCACAAUCAGGACCUAUUGCAAGUGAUGAGGAGAUAAGGUAAAAUUUUCAUUCUGAAGAAAAAAAAAAAAAAAAGCUUACACAUUCGUUUAGUCUGAAUGAUUGCGUGAAUGCCUGAGGAGAGACACCCAAAAGGACGUACCUUAGACUUCUUCCCAUCACAGGAAAGGUCAACGAAUAGGGUCCGUUUUGAGUCCAAUUGUGACAGAUUCAUAAGUUGUAAACCCUUUCACUUCCAAGUAAUUCUCCUAGCUAAUGAUGAAACAUUAUUCCUUUGUGAGCAUUUCCUGAGAAUUUGUUGAAGCAUCAAGAAAAUAAUUAUAAUAAUCUUUAAUCGUCACUUCCACUUUGCCCAAAAGUGCAUCAAAACUUUUAAGAGAACUUUUACAGUGAUCGUUAUUGGGAAAAAAAAAGCACCUCUUGGCCUCAGUUAUGUUGCAAAUGACUUUUUGAUGGUGUUGCGUGACGUCCACGAAAUAAUGUCGUGUGACUUCCUCUUGGCCUCAGUUAUGUUGCAAAUUGUUGCAAAUGAUUUUUUGAUGGUGUUGCGUGGCGCUCACGAAAUAGUGUCGUGUGACUUCCGUUAAAUAUCUGGGAGACUACGACUGAAGAUGAAAAUAAUUGAAACAUUCGCAUGAAUUAUUACUUAUCUCUUUCAGAAAACAAGCGAUGAAAGAAAAAGCCGAACAGAAGGCUAAAGAAAGAGAGGCACAGCAACGCCGAAGGGACGAAAUACGACAGAAGUAUUUAACAUAAUUCAGAUCUAUCUGAACGUCCAUACAAGAGAUAUGAACAUUCCUCUCCAGAUAGCCAUAGGAUGUGUAAAAUACAGGAUGACCUUUUGUUCUGGAAAAUCUGCGUGAGUGAGAACGAUGCAGAAUAGGGCGUCACGCAAGUAAAUCACGCGAGAAAACGCGUAUGUUCCUGGCACCCUCUGUUGAAAGAGACAUAGCAUAUUUAAGGAGAGAUGUAGGUGAAGGAUAAAAGUUUGAGCCAAAGCUCUAUUAUGUACAUCGCCUGUAUAAACAGAAAUUCAAUUAGAUCACGUUUUUAUUGUUUAUAAUUCC
Messenger RNA from Pocillopora meandrina, 4171 nucleotides. The record is from the annotation of a GenBank genome assembly. NCBI's taxonomy places the organism in Eukaryota, Metazoa, Cnidaria, Anthozoa, Scleractinia, Pocilloporidae.